Molecule: messenger RNA, 1673 nt
Organism: Vicia villosa (hairy vetch)
Lineage: Eukaryota; Viridiplantae; Streptophyta; Magnoliopsida; Fabales; Fabaceae
Exons: 4
Coding region: 168-1469 (433 amino acids)
Source: RefSeq, a predicted model, not a curated record
UUCACGUCGCAAAUGUUGUUCGAAAAUACAGAGUUAGCUUUUAUAAAUUCCAAUUUUCCUUACUUGUUUGUUUUCUUCUUCUCACUCACUUUUCUCCUCCUCUUCCGGCCGCCGCCUUCUCUCGCUCCGCUCUGGCGACAGUUUCUCCGGUAGUAAGAGAGAUAGUCAUGACAGGAGAAACUAACUAUACAGUAACACCAACCUCCAUGUACACAUACUCAACCAAUGUAUAUCCAGAAUAUAUGUAUUCACAGCCUGUUUAUGCACCAUCCAAAUGCAUAACAUCUAUAUAUCCGACACCCUAUGCACAAUCGGCAUAUGUACCACCACCUACUGGCGGAUCUUCCCACAAACAUUCGUCAUCCAAAGAUAAAUGGAAGACCGUAAGUAGUUCUCCGUCUCCAUCUCCUCAUAUCUAUAAUCCGCCUCCACCUUCUAGUUUUCAGUCUCCAUCUAUCCAGUUUCCGUUACCUAUUUAUGCACAACACGCGAAUGCAUCGUCUACAUAUGCACCAUUUGCCUAUUCACAGCCGACAUAUGCACCACAGACCUUUCCACCACCGAUAUAUACACCAUUCGCCUAUUCACAGCCGCCAUAUGCACCACUGACUUAUCCACCACCGAUAUAUCCAUUAUCAGGUGAACUUUCACACAAGCUACCACAACUUUGUGCCAUGCCCAACCCGGGAUCCCAAGGUCAUCCUAAGCCGUCUCAACCGGAGCCUUUUCAGGCUAAUGAGAAUGGCAUUCGUGAUGUAAAGCAUUUGAACGAACCUGAUGUGAAGUUGGAUUCUAAGGAGGCUGAGGUGUUUGAUGAUGAACGGCACAAUAUCAAACCGUCGACUAAAGGGUUUUUGCCUGCAAAAUCCACUAUGAAGAGCAAAUCAUCAAUUAUACAAUCUCAAAAUGAAAAACCAUGGACAAAAUAUGGGGACUUAAAAGAGGCUGACAGAUCAAUUUUUUUCAAGGCUUUUAGUAAUUGUGUGUGGCAUCCUCGAUACAAUGAUCUGAUUGAGAGUGACUUUAAUUCAAGGGCCUCGCAUAGCUUAUCUAAUAUGCUGAAGGAAGCUCGUCUUAAGGGUCAGUGCCCACAUUGGAUAGACAACACUAUAUGGCAGCGUUUGCUGGAGCACUGGAAUCCUGCUGGUUUUCAGUUGACUUCUGUCAAAGAAAAGAAACACAUAGCAUUAGAGAAAGAUGGAUGCCUACAGACAAGAGGUUCCAUCGGCACAGCGCAGCAGGCGGCUCGAGAAGAGGUUCCAUCAUCAGCCAGUAGUGGUAGGGAGCUGGCAUCUAAUAUGGUUGAGGUGCUGUUACAGAGAAUGGUGAUUUCUAGUGAGGAGACUAAUAGGAAACUAAAUGAGAUGAUGAAGUUGCAGCAGGAAUCACGGAGGAUAAUUGAGGAGAGGCAAGAAAAACAAGAAGAGCUUAUACGAAAACUGGACCAGGAGCGUGAGGGCCGCCACUAACUACCUUAGCAUAGUUGCAAACAAGAUGUUGUUGAUGUUGGUGCUGAUGAUGAAUGAUGAUGCUUUUAGACGUUGUUAAUUUGUUUUGUUUAUGUUACUUUUUGGAACAAUGUGUUUGUGUUUUUGGGUUUCAGGCCUUUAUCAUGUAUGAACUGUUAUCGUUAAAAUGUUUGCAACCAACUAGUUUUCUAUGGAAGAAAUAUG